This is a messenger RNA of Ectocarpus siliculosus, 3144 nucleotides long. The record is from the annotation of a GenBank genome assembly. NCBI's taxonomy places the organism in Eukaryota, Phaeophyceae, Ectocarpales, Ectocarpaceae.
AUGACGUUCGAGUGGGCCAAGGCGGAUAUCCCGAACCUGCUGAUGGGCGUGAUAUUUUGCGCGUUGAUUUGGCCGCAACUCAUGCAAGUAUCUGCUUUUUUGAGGCAAUCGCUGUAUCGGGCAACCGCCCAGGAGCGGGAGAGAACGGUCACGCUACAGGCCCUACAUGAGAGGCAAGAAGCGGAAACUCAACGGGAAGGAGAACAUGCCACCGCGGCAGGUCGCAGAACCGGCGCCACCACCGCCACCGCCUCCACCGCAGCACGUGCAGAGAAAGCGAUCAUCCUGCCACAACCACAGCCGAGGAGGGCCAAGGGCGCCCCCUCAUCACGAUCACCAUCACCGUCUCCAUCUCCGGAGAUCCUCCCGCUGACGACGCUGGGAGAGCUUCUGAGCUACGAGGGGCCCGGGUGGGGCCAGGGGUUCGCUCCUGCUCGCCCCCUGCCUUUCGUCGCUGCCCCCUUCCCUCCCUUGAAGAGCAGGCUGUUGGUGUGCCACGACCUUGCGGGGGGUUACGGGCAGGACAGGUUGGUCCAGGGCGGCGGAUACGACCGGCCGUAUCGGGCGUACGACUGGGGGCUGAUUGACAUCUUCGUGUACUUCAGUCACGACUUGGUGACGAUCCCAACGGCGGGCUGGAUCGACGUGGCCCACAGGCACGGCACGCGGGUCCUCGGGACUUUCAUCACCGAGUGGGACAAGGGUUACGACGUGUGCGAGGAGCUGCUGCGGUCCGAAGAGACCGCCGACCGAGCGGCUGCGAAGCUGACGCAGAUCGCGGUCGACCACGGCUUCGACGGCUGGCUGGUCAACAUCGAGAACAAGGUCGACCCGGGCGAGCGUGUCGAUGUCCUCGCCUACUUCCUCAGGAGCCUCACGGCCCAGAUGCGCGCGGCCACCCUGUCCGGCAGCACUAGUGUUGGCGGGGGCUCAUCAUCUUCAACAGCAGCGCCGGUAGCAUCCGGUGGGGGGCCAGAGGAUGGGAAACCUGGCACCGCCGGUACCGCCGGUGGGCACAGCAGGUCGACGGUGCUGUGGUACGACAGCGUCACGGUGGAGGGGAAGCUGGAGUGGCAGGAUCGCCUUAACGGAGAGAACCGCGUCUUCUUCGACGCCUGCGACGGGAUCUUCUCCAAUUACGCCUGGAAGGCCGACUACCCGUCCGCCUGCGCGCUGGAGGCCCAGGCGAGGCGCUACGAUGUGUACAUGGGCAUCGACACCUUCGGCCGCGGGACGUGGGGUGGGGGCGGCUUCGACGUGGACAAGGCGCUGGGUAAGAUCAGAAGGGCCGGAGUCUCCGCGGCGCUCUUCGCGCCUGCCUGGACCAUGGAGGAGGAAACCACAGGCGGGGGACGGGUCGACCCAGAUCCCGGGCGAGGAGGGUGGCAAGAAGUCGAGCAGGAGUUCAGCGAAAUCGACACCGAGUUCUGGAGCAAGAUUGCGGCGGUGUGGCAGCCGCCGAGAAGCUUGCCGGGCGGAGGGAGGGGGGGGGCUCCGCUGCUGCCCCUGGUGGUGAACUUUGGCCACGGCCUGGGAAACGCUUGGAGAAUUCGGGGGGAGGAAGUGGCCGUGUUUCGAGCUUCGAGGGCGGCUGAUGAUGAUGCAACCGGCGAAGGAGACAAAAACGAAGGGCAAGGCGAUAACGACGCAGACAAUGACGAAGACGAUCGCUUGGUCGUAGGAGGAGCGUUCUACGACUUGGCGUCCCAGUGCCUCACCCCCCUCGUCGGGGGGCGAGGGGGGCCCGUGAAUGGGGGGUUGCGGUCGGACGUGGUGAAGGCUAGGCGUGCGGGAGACUCAAGUGACUCUCAGGGUGGUGCGAACGGCACGAUUCGAGCGACGUACUCGUUCGCGGAGAGCUUCGACGGCACCUCCUCGUUGCGGUUCACGGGCGUCCUGAACGAAAAAGCCACGGCUUCUUUCCCUCUCUACAGCUGCGACGUACCCCUGCCUGCGGACCCCCUAGAGAUCCGGUUGACCUUCUGUGGCAACGCCGACAGCGACAUGGCCCUACUCCUGUCCCUAGACGUACCCGGCCAGCUCGGGGGGCGCCGUGAAGUGGUUCUUCGCGACUGGGGGAAGGAGGGAGCUCCCAAGAAGCAGCAGGCGGUUUUCUCGAAACGGCUGACCUUCACGGACACCAAGGCCACGUACUGCCCGGUGCGCGAGGAGAGCGACCGGGCGCUGUCGGCGACGGCGUCAGCAGAAUAUGGUCUCCAAGCUAGGGUCAGAGCCCUGCGUGAUGCCGGGGAGCCCUACGAUGCCAUCCGGACCCGGCUUCGCGAGGAGCGCAGCGGCGGUGCCGGCGUCGCCGGCGCUGACUCGCCUUCUUCUGCUGCCGCCACCGGCGCAUCCCCAUCGUCAACAUGGAUCACCCGGACGUACGUUGUGCGGGACCUCCGGAUGGGAGGGUCUCGCGCCAUCCGCGAGGUAAGCUUGGUCUGCGCCCGGCGAAACAAAUUGCCGACCUUGUCUACCCAGGAAGAGGGCGGAGAAAAGGCGGCGGCGGGAUCGGCGUGGUCCGCCCUCCGGGGUGGAAGGCGCCUCGAAGACAGCGGUGGCGGCGGUAGCAACGCCGGGGGGAAGAGCGGGGCCGAACGGAGGGGAGUUGCAGGGCUAGCGGCGUAUCGCGCUUUCCUGGGCGAGGUAGCAAUCGGUCCCUGGCGGCGGGAAACGCCCUCCACGUUCGGGAGGGUCGAGGGCCUGCGCGCGAAAGAGGUGGCGUGUUUCUACGGCGAGGGCGAGACCGGCGGCGGCGGCGGCGGCGGCGUCACCGUCGACCUAUCCCUUGCCUGGGAAUCCGAAGGCUGCGUCGGCAGGGGCAGGGGUUUUGUCAAGAAGGACGACGGCGUAUUUGGUGCCGGGUCUCCGUGGACCACGCUCCACUGCGACAUCUGGGGGGCGUACGGCGGAGAAGAAGAGGGGGGGGGCGGCGGCAGCUGGCGGUGGCUGGGCAGGGCGUACGGGCAGAAGUACCGCCUGACGAACCUUCGGGUUGGUGGUGGUGGGGGUUGCCGCGAGGGAGGGGCAACGGGCGAGGCAGCCAGCGGGUCGUCGCUGGUGCUCGCGGUGCAGCAGGUCAACGCGAUGGGGUAUAGAGAGCCUGUUGAAGACUGGGCCCGGCUGCACCUGUGUCUGCCCUGA